Archocentrus centrarchus (flier cichlid) is the source of this 4749-nucleotide messenger RNA. RefSeq names its product PDLIM1 interacting kinase 1 like (gene pdik1l). Gene Ontology annotation, molecular function: ATP binding; protein kinase activity. NCBI's taxonomy places the organism in Eukaryota, Metazoa, Chordata, Actinopteri, Cichliformes, Cichlidae. Gene Ontology annotation, cellular component: cytoplasm; nucleus. Gene Ontology annotation, biological process: negative regulation of G2/MI transition of meiotic cell cycle; protein phosphorylation. Bases 146 to 1171 code for a protein of 341 amino acids. The record is from RefSeq and is a predicted model, not a curated record. The transcript has 3 exons.
AGCUGCGCGCUCUCACGUCCAGUGUUUGACAAAACCUUCUUGGUUUGACUGUGCGAGCAGAACGUGCGCGGCGGUAAUGGCUGCCAGGAAGAGUAAAGAAGACAACAAAUGAACCCCCGAGAAUCGACUCAAAGUGAGGACUAGGAUGGUAAGCAGCCAGCCGAAGUACGAACUCAUCCAGGAGGUGGGGCGUGGCAGUUACGGUGUGGUCUAUGAGGCAGUAGUGAAGCGCACAGGUGCUCGAGUGGCGGUGAAAAAGAUCCGCUGCCACUCUCCAGAGAAUGUGGAACUGGCCCUUCGGGAAUUCUGGGCCCUCAGCAGCAUCCAAAGCCAGCACCCGAAUGUCAUCCACCUGGAGGAGUGUAUCUUGCAGCGGGACCAGCUAGCCCAGAGGAUGAACCAUGGCUCCAGUUCACCACUCUACCUUGAGCUUGUGGAGACAUCUUUGAAGGGGGAGAUCACCUUUGACCCAUGCUGUGCCUACUAUUUGUGGUUUGUUAUGGACUUCUGUGAUGGGGGCGACAUGAAUGCCUACUUGCUGUCCCGCAAACCUAGCCGCAAGACCAACACCAGCUUUAUGCUGCAGCUGGGCAGCGCCCUUGCUUUCCUGCACCGUAACCAGAUCAUACACCGUGACCUCAAACCAGACAAUAUCCUCAUCUCCCAGGCCUGCACGCCGGCCGGGUCGUCCGAGCCCACCCUCAAAGUGGCUGACUUUGGCCUGAGCAAGGUCUGUUCUACUUCCGGGCUCAACCCUGAGGAGCCAGCCAGCGUCAACAAGUGCUUCCUGUCCACAGCUUGUGGAACAGACUUCUACAUGGCCCCGGAGGUCUGGGAAGGUCACUACACGGCCAAGGCCGAUAUCUUCGCCCUGGGGGUGAUUAUCUGGGCCAUGGUGGAGCGCAUCACCUUUGUGGACGUGGAGACUCAGAAGGAGCUGCUGGGGAGCUACGUGCAGCAGGGCUCAGAGAUUGUACCACUAGGAGAGGCUCUGUUAGAGAACCCAAAGAUGGAGCUGCUGAUCCCUGCCCGGAAAAAGAGCAUGAACAGCCACAUGAAGCAGCUGAUCAGGGAGAUGCUGUCGGCCAACCCUCAGGAACGUCCGGACGCCGUUGAACUGGAGCUCAGACUGGUCCGUAUCGCUUGCAGAGAGCUUGACUGGGACACGUGAUUGACGAGCAAACAUCACCACAAACUCAGCCCAUCAAGCACAUGGACACAUUCUCAUCAACUACUGUUAACAAAGAUGGUCACAUAAUGGGGAGUUACAGUUUUUAACUAGGGAACAGAGAAUAGUCAUCAUUGGUUGUAAUAUUGAUUAUACUUCAUCCACUGUUCAAAGCACCCAUGUUCUAUGUCUUUAUAUUGAAGAGGGGAGAUGUAAGGUCCGCUGCUGCUGCUCUAAACUGCAGCCUAGUCUCAGGCUAAUCACAUCACAGCUUCCACUUCCUCAUUUCACAUAUCACUCAAGCAUGAUGGAAGAGCAAAAUGACCCUAGAACUCCUGCUUUUAAUUAGAAAGGACAGUUAAACCCUUUGUCUCCAAAUGCCACCCAAGACUCGGUGCUAAUUACGAAAUGCAAUAUGAGACAUCAUCCUGUGAUUGAUUUUUUUUUUUGUUCUUCAGAAAACAUUUACCCAAAGGGCCAAUACUAAAAUCCAGUCACCUCAUCAUGUUGAAUGUUGCUAUGAAGCCAUUUGUGGCUUUGACAGAACCUGACAUAAAACUGAUUUCUACCUGGGUAUUACCACCAGCAUUACAAUCUACAGUAUUUACAUGAAGAUUGGAGUCUAUUAUGACAUCAAAUACAAAUAUGCCCUGAACGCUCAGGUAUUAAUAACAUACAGCAUGAUGGUAUUUGAAGACAAAAGUCAACUGUCGAGGGCAGUUUUGCUUAUUGGUGCUUGAAGGUAACUUUUUUCCCCUGACAGCUGCUUUAUUGGUGCAUGGGUGGAGGACUUUUUUUCUUCUUCUUUUUUUUUUAAUCAGCAAGUGUCAAGCCAGCAGGGGCUUGUGGUUGGGAGUAUCUGCAUGUUGCAAACAUUAAGAUAAAUUGACUGGUUCCAGACACACGCCUGACCAAUUGACCAGAAUGUAUAACGAUGGAGAGUGGUCCCCUUUAUUUACAUAGAGCCUUAAACACUUUCAGCCAUGAAGCACUUAAUCCAGUCAGUGAGGCACAGAGCCUAAAGGAUCAUUCAGGUUAAUUACAAGUUUGUCCCAAUUUUUGUGGAUCUCCCUGAAACCCCUUUUAGACUGGAUUUCUGACAUUUUAGCUUCACUUUAUUAUUAAAGUGUCAUUUAGGCAUGGGUAAUCUUUACACUGAUGUGACCUGACUUUAGACAGAUAUCAGGGACCGGUACAGAAAAAGGACAAGACAGGGUAAGAAGUUACAUUUAAUAUUUGAGGCUCUUGUGAUAAAGCUGGUUGGUUAUCCACAUUGCAGAGGACGAACAGAUCUCUGAUCAGUCUAAAGGCAUUGUUCCUAAUUAUGUACAUUGCACUGUUUAAAAAAAAAAUGCCACUUUUAAACAAUGUCUGGGAUUAGGCUGCUGUCAUGGUUUGUCGGCACGUUAUAUGCAAUCAUUUUAAUGCAUCUAAAUGUGUGCAAGCCUGACGGUAAACUUAAUUGUAAUCAAUCAGACCGAUUCGGUAUUGAAAGUCAUGACAAGCGACACAGAUUUUGAAUAUAAUAUAUUCUGUAAUCAGUUGCAAGAAACUUAGUUUAACUUUCAGUACUCAAAAGCAAUGGUGCAUGAAUACGUGUAUGAUAAAACACUGCAUUAUUAUAGCACUUACUGAGCAUUCAGAGUGAUCGAGUACAAUGUCAUCUGUGAGAACCUGCACUGAAUUUUUUGGGGGGCGGGGGCUCCUUUUAAACAACUAUGUAAAUUUCAGCUUGUGCCACAAAAAAAAGUAAAAAUCGAAAACCAAACUGGCCAUUUAAUAAGUUUUACAUAUUCUUAAAAACUGCAGAAACAUGCAAAUUCCUAAAUUAAUUCUCCAGGUUAGUGCACAGAACGUUUUGUACAAAUAAUAAAAAACAGUAAUAAAAAAGGGAAGACUUUAGAACGGAACAGUUUAGGGCUGCAACAAUCAACUAUUUUAGUAAUCAAGUAUUAUAUUGAUUAUUCCAUCGAUUAAUUGACAAAUUGGAUAAGAUAUACUUGUUAAUGAGCAUUAAUUAAUAUUAAAAAGAGGGGAAAAAACUGCAUAACUGCAUACAUCUGUCCCCUCUGUACCAAACAAUUGCUAGUAUUAAAGGCAGCACUAGCUAGCAGACUGUGGUCAUAGCGAUCCGUUGUGGUAGCUAACGCCUGAAUAACGGGGGGGGGGGGGGGGUCUGCAUUACAUUUUCAAAGAGGUGAACAUGAAGCUGUAGCCCAGGAUAAUUAGCAAAGAAUCACAUCUGAGCCUUAUCAGCUGGUUACUGGUCAUAGCCAGUCAGCUGAAAGUAGUCCAAUUACAGUCAACUACCAAUCAAUUUGUGGCCUCUGGUGUCUACAACUAAUUAUGUCAGCAAACGCAGGCACUGCAGAUCAACUUGUAAUGCCAGCCAAAGUCAUUUAGAUAUAAAACUGCCACACUAAGGUAUAGUAUUAAAUAUUUUGUAACAUUUGGAAAAUCAGCUUAGUGCUCCUUCUUUAGUAAAUCAGUAAAUCAGAGUCUAUAUAGUAUCUCAUAUUCCAACCUGUAAUUACAGGUGCUCACGUUGAGUUUUACCCUCAAAAAGUGGUUUUCUGAAUAAGCUGUUGGCACAUUUACAAACUAUUUAUUGUGACUGACACAGAUGGAACACAGCCAUCAUUAAUGGUAAUGAUUACUUCUGUUCUUACCUACUUUGGUAUGUCUGUUUUUUGAUGACCUGAGCCAGGGCAGGGUUAUCAUAGCCAAUAGAAAUAAUGUCCAUAAUAAUGAAAAUUCAUCCCAAAUUGUAAUAAAUCAGAAUGAUCCUUCAGAAAGAACCAAGCUGGAACUUUGUGGAGCGACUCCCCCGCAUGUGCUAAGCAAAUAAACUUGACACAAAUCCCAGUGUUGCUUAGAAAAAUCAAUUAUGUGAAGUUAGAGCUGCUCAUGUUCUAAUAGUGGUGACAUAAGUACUCACACAUGUUCAGACCUGAUUUGUAAAAGGGGUGAUGAAUGGAGCGAAGCACUUUUUUUUUUCUUUCUUAAUAGUUUAUAUUGUUCAUAACUACCUACUGCAUUAUGUGGUGGAGCUGUCUGAGUCUGGAUUGGGUGUGAUAACCACGUAGGUCUUUGUUUACCAGGCUGAGCACAAUGUCAGCCAGCGCUGUUAGUUAUGCACGCUGCACCUCUCACCUUCAGGGAAGAAGCAAGAGAGAACGUCAGCAGAUGCCAUCCUCCAUGAGCCGGAGGAUGUUCUGCUUUUUCUCUUUUCUUUGACGCAUAAUUCUGUUGUGUGUUGUAUGUGUUUAACUUGAUCUCCUCUCACUGUGUCACUGCUCCUCAUUUCCUUUGGCUCUGGGUCUUACAGUAAUCCUUUUCUUCAUGCUCCUGACAGGCUAAUUCUAAGCCUAUUAAGCUGUUGCAGCACUUGGCACAGGAUCAUGCUCGGGACCCCUUUUGCCUUUCAGGUCAUACAUAAUGCCUGCGCUUCUCCUUUUUUUUUUUUUUUUUUUUUAAAAGACCUUAAAAGUUCACAAAUCUUGGAUUGCUUCACAGCUCUCAAACUGGCAGAAAAUCCCCACCUCCAAGCUUGUUGCACUUUUUUUUUUGCUAGAUGACCU